Molecule: messenger RNA, 1580 nt
Organism: Camellia sinensis
Lineage: Eukaryota; Viridiplantae; Streptophyta; Magnoliopsida; Ericales; Theaceae
Product: 3-isopropylmalate dehydrogenase 2, chloroplastic
Biological process (GO): L-leucine biosynthetic process
Molecular function (GO): magnesium ion binding; NAD binding; 3-isopropylmalate dehydrogenase activity
Source: RefSeq, a predicted model, not a curated record
AACAUUCUCAUUUCUCUCUCUAAUCAACAAUGGAGGCUUCUCUGCAACUCAAUGUGAGAACCUUCAGAUUCCAAAAGUUCAAUUCUAAACCUCUAUCCAAACACGCCACCAAAUUCGCUACGAUUCGCUGCUCCGUUGCCACACCCACACGACACUAUAUUAUCACUCUGCUUCCAGAUGAUGGCAUUGGCCCUGAAGUCAUCUCCGUUGCCAAGAACGUCCUCCAGCUCACAGGCUCUCUCGAAGGGAUUGAAUUUGGGUUCAAGGAAAUGCCUGUGGGUGGGGCUGCCUUGGAUUUGACAGGAGUUCCACUGCCGGAGGAGACCCUUUUGGCUGCAAAGCAAUCCGAUGCUGUUCUGCUUGGCGCAAUUGGAGGGUAUAAAUGGGAUAAAAACCAAAAGCAUUUCAAGCCUGAGAUUGGAUUACUUCAGCUGCGGGAAGGUCUUAAGGUCUUUGCAAAUCUGAGGCCAGCUUGUGUUCUGCCACAGUUAGUGGAUGCUUCAACUUUAAAGAAAGAGGUUGCUGAAGGUGUUGACCUUAUGGUAGUGAGGGAGCUUACAGGAGGUAUUUAUUUUGGAAAACCAAGGGGGUUUGGCACAAAUGAAAAUGGUGAUGAGAUUGGUUUCAACACUGAGGUCUAUGCAACCUACGAGAUUGAUCGUAUUGCUCGUGUUGCAUUUGAGACUGCUCGGAAGCGGGGUAGGAAACUCUGUUCUGUUGAUAAAGCAAAUGUUUUGGAGGCAUCAAUGCUUUGGAGGCAAAGAGUAAUGGCGAUAUCCUCAGAGUACCCUGAUGUUGAACUCUCCCACAUGUAUGUUGACAAUGCUGCAAUGCAGCUUGUUUGUAAUCCAAAACAGUUUGACACAAUCAUAACGAACAAUAUAUUUGGUGAUAUUUUAUCGGACGAGGCUUCAAUGAUCACAGGAAGCAUUGGGCUGCUUCCAUCUGCUAGUCUUGGUGAAGCGGGACCUGGAUUAUUUGAACCCAUACAUGGGUCUGCUCCUGAUAUUGCUGGACAGGAUAAAGCAAACCCUUUAGCAACAGUGCUCAGUGCUGCCAUGCUUUUGAAGUAUGGCUUAGGGGAAGAGAAGGCCUCUCAGAGAAUUGAGACUGCAGUGUUGGAUACUUUGAAUAGGGGCUUUCGCACUGGUGAUAUAUAUUCGGAAGGAAACAAAUUGGUUGGAUGCAAGGACAUGGGCGAAGAGGUGCUGAAUUCGAUAAGUCCUAAAAUUCCAGCCGCUGUAUGAAUUGAAAAAAAUAGAUUAGCCCUACGAGAAGAUGCUGAUUUAUUCCAACAGUUGUUUGCAAUGAUUUUGAGAGCGACGCAUUUUUGGUGCUCAGUUGAAAUAUGCUACUUGGAUUUUGUUCCAGAUUAUAGCAAGAUUCUCAGAAGUUCCUCUUAUGUCUCAUCCUUUUGUUUCUGUCAAUUGUCUGCGGAAUUUUAGUAUUAUAAGGCCAGCAAUUUUAAGUGCUGUUUUUUUGGUUAUUGGUUUUGUCCUUGAAUAUAUAUUUAAAACCUUUAUUUGCUGGCAAGGGAUGUUGUAAUAUGGAAAUAAUAAUAUGCUAAGAUAAUUCGAAUU